Molecule: messenger RNA, 2127 nt
Organism: Annulohypoxylon truncatum
Lineage: Eukaryota; Fungi; Ascomycota; Sordariomycetes; Xylariales; Hypoxylaceae
Exons: 1
Coding region: 1-2127 (708 amino acids)
Source: RefSeq, a predicted model, not a curated record
AUGCCUCCAGGCCCUCUCUCCGGCAUCAACGAUGAAGCGCAUGGAAGUCAGAGGGUCGUGUCGGGAUCUAGCGGAGAUUUCGCUACUCGGGUUCCUACUCUGCACCAUGACAAUUCUGGAAAUAAGCGAAGAGGCCAACCGUUACCGCGAAAGAAGUCGAGCAAACGACGAAAGGAGGACCAUGUCAGAGAAGCCGAGAUAAAGGCCAUGAGCCAGUUUAUGCCAGCGCGUCCUACACCUGACACCUGGACAACGAGCCGCCCGACGAAGAAGGAGAGCAAGCGAAUUCGGACGGGCCUGAACAGAAGCUGGGAUGAGCCCUCUUCUGACAUGUCCCUGCCCAUGCCUGCUUCUAUUCAUUCAGCUAUGUCGUCUGAUUCAGAACAACUCUCUUGGAAGGUUUCGACUUUCGAAGCACUUGCGCCUCGUCCGACAUUGCGAUGUGCUUCAAAUCCCAUUUAUGGACCCAGCGCUAGUGCGGCGCUGACGCGAUCUCAGUCGACAAAACGGAAGCUCGCCGACAGGGGCGCUAUUCCUGAGGCUACACUUAGAGCUCACAAGAGAAUUGACGACUUGGCGGACGAUUUAGAUACGGCAGACCUGCGGGAGUUGAUGGAGCGAGAUAAACGAAGAAGGGAAAGAAAGAAGGAAAAGGAACGCGAGAGGUUAGAAAGGCGUCUCGCAAGAAAAGCGGAAAAGCAACGAGCAGAAGCAGCCGAGGCUCGUAAAAGUGGCACUCCGCCGCCACAAAACUUAGAGAGAGGCGUUUUGGGUCGUGAAAUGACCAGCGAAGGAUAUGACCCAGCUUCAGUAGUCAUCACGUCAUCAAGAAGGAGACAAUCGAAUGACUCGGCUCGGAGGGAAAGCAGAGAACGAGAAGAUUUAGAGAACCGCGAGGAGUCUCCGAAGCCGUUGGAUGAGUUCCAUCGGACGGACAGUAUCCCACUAGAGCCUUCUACUCCUGCCAGGGUUCCCAAAUCCGAGCACGUACCAGAAUCUAUUCCAGAGCAACCGCCGUCUUCGCGCUCUUCGAGUCCAAGGAUUCUGAAUUUCAUACGAUCGAGAACAUCGCGCUCAAAGUCGCCAAAGGAUUCUACCAAGGCGAGAAUUGAUGUCGAUUUGCCGUCACCUGCCCCGACUAAGCCCGAAUACGCGGAAUCAGGUGGAAAGGUAUCGGAUAGCGGCUCUUCGAGACCUUGGAGGUCGUUCUUCAGAUGGGGCAAGAACAGACGUAGUUCUGGCCCUUCAUCUUUCUCGAACACCUCGCGAGACUCGAUGCAGGGAGGCCCACCUCCGGCUCAUGCGAACUUCGUUCCACGAAAGAUCAACCCCAACGUGCCUAAGAGAACGAUGUCUCGCUUCCGGGAAGACCUCCCUGAAUUACCGCUCUCUCCACCGGACUCGCGCGUGGCAUCCCCAGAAGCCGAUCCCCUACCUACAGAGCCUCUUCCCGUGAUCCCCGACGACGUACAAAUGCGUUAUGAUACCCCUACCUCCGGCCAUCACGAAGCUAUGCGAGCGACCCCCAUCUCAUGGCACCGAGAUGAAGUGCAGGCUUCGCCGGCGCCACAGUCUAUGUCGCUUGCCUCGAUCGAUUCGGAAGCGUCUUGGCUUUCUGGUCGCUUUAACAGGAAGCGAGCCUCAUCAGGCAUGAGGAAUUCUCUUCAGCAAUACGCCCAACCCCCAUUCUCAGGUGAAUCUGAAGGACGCGCUUCGGAUGAUGGCAAUAUCGCCGAAGAUGAAUACAUGAACAGCGUCGUUCCUACUGAAUUACAUCGCAAGUCCACGGGCGAAGCUCGUCCCAGCAGUGACGAGGAAGAUGACGAACACGAAGCUAAGUGGGGCGCAGUCGGCCAGAUUCCCAUCGUGACACAUCAUAGGGACACAAUGCGAAGCCGAGAAGGUCUUCUUCAGUCAUUUGAUGAUGACGACGACAAAUAUCCCGAGAGAUAUAGUGAUGAUGAAGAGGAGGAUCAUAGUCCUGUUCUACCACAGAGGGCUACCAGCAUCAGCCUCGAUAAGGGUCAUGCUCGAAACUUUAGUGCAGGCAGCGCUAAGCUGCUUGAGAUCUCGCCCCGUGCCUCCGGUGAGAAUCGGAGAAGCAUGAUGGAACACGGCACUCAGUAA